Molecule: messenger RNA, 399 nt
Organism: Lathyrus sativus (Indian pea)
Lineage: Eukaryota; Viridiplantae; Streptophyta; Magnoliopsida; Fabales; Fabaceae
Source: the annotation of a GenBank genome assembly
AUGGCCGCUAAUUCCCUCAGAGCUGGUUCUUCUUACGGCGGCGCCGUCCCUUUCCGAUCAAGCGAUGGACUUAGUACCCGACCCGGUGCUGCAUCGGAAGAGAUCCAAUUGCGGAUUGAUCCCAUGGACUUGGACGAUGAACUCACAGGUCUUCACCACCAAGUUAGAAGGUUGAAACAUGUUGCUGAGGAGAUAGGGACAGAAAUGAAGUAUCAGAAAGAUUUUCUUGAACAACUGCAAAUGACAAUGAUAAAAGCCCAAGCUGGAGUGAAGAAUAAUCUCAGAAGAUUGAACAAGAACAUUAUCCAAAGUGGUUCGAACCAUAUUGUUCAUGUCGUUGUUUUUGCAUUAAUCUGUUUUACUAUAGUGUAUUUUUGGUCUAAAAUAUCAAGAAAAUGA